Messenger RNA from Oncorhynchus keta (chum salmon), 5980 nucleotides. RefSeq names its product protein ABHD13-like. Gene Ontology annotation, cellular component: membrane. The transcript is spliced from 2 exons. The coding region runs from base 495 to 1556 and encodes 353 amino acids. Gene Ontology annotation, molecular function: palmitoyl-(protein) hydrolase activity. The record is from RefSeq and is a predicted model, not a curated record. Lineage: Eukaryota; Metazoa; Chordata; Actinopteri; Salmoniformes; Salmonidae.
AUGGAAAUUAAUGUGGAUCCCCUUUCUUUUUUUGCCACGUUCUACACGGAAUUUCUAAAAGUGACACGGAAGGGGAAAAAAUGGUGUCACUAGUCAUCACAGCCACAAAGUUUUAUACCCCGUUUAUGAUUUCAGACCUAACCUAACCUCAACCCUUACCUUAACUACACUGUUAACCUUAUGUCUAACCGUAACCUUAUAGCACAUUUUUGUUUUCAUUAUUUUUUUACCGUAUACUUUGUGGCUGUGAUAACUAAUGAAAACGACAACAAAAAAUACUCACAGGAAGUCGAUUGCUAACUACGUUAGCUUUUCCGCUGGGUUUAUUCUGUCAAGCUGCUCAUAUCUGAACAACAUUUUGUGUGAGCUUCUGGACCAAAUGACAGCGACUCCGUUGACUGCAAUUGUUUUAUCUCGCCGCAUGCAGUUCAAUCGCUAAAUGAUGGGAGAGAGAGUGUGUGUAAUGGUGGUGUGAUCCUGUGUGUCUCUGUGCCAUGGAGAAGCCGUGGAGGCUGUGGGGCUCGGUGGAGCGCUGUGCCCUGGCCUUGGCCUCCUGGUCCUGGGGUGCCUGUCGCAUCUCCCUCCUGGCCCUCAUCCUCACCUUCCACCUCUACGGAGGCUUCUUUCUCCUGGCUCUCAUCCUGGCCUCAGUGGCCGCCAUCCUCUACAAGUUCCAGGAUGUGCUGCUCUACUUCCCCGACCAGCCCUCCUCCUCCCGGCUCUAUGUGGCCAUGCCAACAGGCAUCCCCCAUGAGAACGUCUACAUCCGCACCAAGGACGGCGUGCGCCUCAACCUUAUCCUGCUCCGCUACACCGGCGGAGACAGCCUUGAUAACCCCGGGGUCGCCCCCGUCAACGAAUCUAACCCUGCCUCCACGGCCCCGCCCACAAUCCUUUAUUUCCACGGCAACGCAGGCAACAUCGGGCACCGUGUGCCCAACGCUCUGCUGAUGCUGGUGAACCUGAAGGCCAACGUGGUGCUGGUGGACUACCGGGGGUAUGGGAAGAGCGAGGGCGAGCCCAGUGAGGACGGCCUGUACCUGGACGCCCAGGCCACGCUGGACUAUGUGAUGACCCGGCCUGACCUGGACAAGACCAAGGUGAUGGUGUUUGGCCGCUCUCUAGGUGGUGCAGUGGCGGUUCGCCUGGCCUCGGCCAACCCUCACCGCGUGGUGGCCAUCGUGGUGGAGAACACCUUCCUCAGCAUCCCCCACAUGGCCGCCACACUCUUCUCCUUCCUGCCCAUGAGGCUGCUGCCCCUGUGGUUCUACCGGAACCAGUUCCUGUCCUACAGACAGGUGGCGCUGUGCCGGAUGCCCUCGCUGUUCGUGUCGGGCCUGUCAGACCAGCUCAUCCCGCCCGUCAUGAUGAAGCAACUUUACGAGCUGUCGCCGGCACGGACUAAACGUCUGGCCAUCUUCUCUGAGGGCACGCACAACGACACAUGGCAGUGCCAGGGCUACUUCGCCGCACUGGAACAGUUUGUCAAGGACCUGAUGAAUAGCCACACCCGCGAGGAGAGCGUCCAGUCCACAGCCAGUGUCACAAUCAUCUAGUGUAGAGAGAGGAAGAGUCUAGAGAAAACCCUACAAUCAUCUAGUCUAGAGAGAAGAAGAGUCUAGAGAAAACCCUACAAUCAUCUAGUCUAGAGAGAAGAAGAGUCUAGAGAAAACCCUACAGUCCAUACUCCCUACGUACGUGUGUAGAUCCAAAACCAUUGAAUAGGUGUAAUAAGCAGCAAUAUGGCUCAGGAAAUGUGAAGCCAACCACUGCCAUAUUGCUUAUACCUAUCUAGUUGUUUCUGAUCUACUUGAAGUGUCUAUGGUAGGGUAGCAGUAACUAGGCUGAGCUACUAGGGUCAGGUUGGAGAGAAUGUUCAUUUCUACACUUUUGUUUUGGUUUCAUCAUGAUCUUUUUCCAUAGUAACUGUACCAUAUCAAACAAUUGGGGAGUACUUUAGGUGUGGGGGGUGUUUGGGGUUAAUGGAAGGGCAAUUAACAUGGAAAUGUCUUCAUAAGUCUAUUUGUGUGUGAAAUAUGACUGCAGUGGGUGGACAUGUACUUGUUAUGGCCUUUUUUUUAAUCAUUUACAAACCAUACACAACUUUGAUCAUCCUGUCAAACACAACCACACUUUUAAAAACACUUUUAAAAAGAAAAUAAACUACAGGAGGCAAAGCUGCACCUGAACUGCCAGAACUCAAUGACAAUGUUUAGCUGACAUAAUAGCAUUUCAGUAAAUCAAUAAGACAUUUCUGACUAAUAUGAUAGUGUUUCAGUAAUUCAAUCAAUUAAAAAGUUUGUUUAUUUUAAUUGUGUAAUCUGUUAUUUCAUGACACGCUGUUUAAAGUUAUAUGCGUGAGGAUCUUAUAGGCAUCAUAGUGUCCUUAUAGAUUCAUAUUCUACUUUUUACAGAAAAUCCUGUUCAUAUCAGCCGAGAGAGAGACAAUAUGAUACAGCCCAUAAGGCACUAUGUAUAUGGCACUCUGAAAAGGAGCAUGCACAACCUGAAUGUUUCACUGAAUGUUUCACUCCCAAACUAUUUUGUUGUUGUAAAUGGCCAGAUGAUAUUCCAAUGUUGCAUAAAUCCCAUUCUACACUGUAUAUUCUCUGAUAAUAAAUGUAAACGCCUAUGUGGAUGGAGCUGUGGUCAACUCUUUGCAUAGUUUACCCGGUUGCCAACACCAGGGCUUUCAGACGGAUGUGACCAUUAGAUUGUUGCUGAUAGAACUGUAUUAUAAAGAACCGACAUAUGUUCUGAACUUUGACAUGCAAGGCUUGUCUGUCUGUACAAUACAUUUUUAUCUGCAUUGUUCUGAAUUCUGCACACUAUUAAAAACCAGAAGACCCUCACCCAAAUACCAUGGCCUGGGAAAAACCUAGCUCUGUUAGCUUCCUGUGAAAGUGAAGGACACUUUGUGGGAUAGAGUGUGUGUUAUGUAUGUGAGGGUUACAUUUUCAUCUCUGUGUUUGUACCAUGAGACUUGUGUUACUAAGUUGUAUUAUUUGUGUUAUUCUAUUCUUCUCAACGUAAUUGUUCCGUCAAGUAGGCUUAGUGUCUCAUUUCACCCCAUGGCUUUACCUGCUUGGAGUGCUUUUAAUGAGCUAAUGAACCUUUCCUGCAUGUCUUCCAGGGACUGGAGCUGAGGUGGACAAACUCUAACCCUGCUGGGUCGUGAUCAUUAACACAUAACAGGGAGGGAAUACUUGUCCAAUAAGAAAUGCUCAAUUUUGUUUUUUAGUUACAAAAUCUAUUGCUACAUUGUGCGCUAAUUGGGGUGGCACAUUUUGGGAAAUAUUCAGAGGUGGAAACGUGCUGUGGGAAUUAACGGAAAUAUAUACAAAUGAAUAUUAAUACCACUUUUAAAUGUAUGUUUUUUGCAUUGGAUGUAUUUACCAUAUAUGGAGACAAACAUAAACAUCAUAUGUAGACAUAAUUGCAAAUGAUUACAUCCUUCUAAUAGAAAUCAUUUAAAAAAUUGUUUACGAAUUUAAUUUCAAUGAAGUGUUGACUCUUCACAUGGGAUGAUUUCACUGAACAACAAAAGAAAGGGAAUAUUGAAUGAUCCAUCUUAUCUCAGAAAAAUGUUUUCAACAUACAACUGUGAAAUUAUAGUGUAGAAACUAAAGCUUUGGUUGUCUUCCUCUCAGGCUUCCAUGUCUCCUCCCUGGACCUCCUCAAUGUCCACCUCUUGAACAUCUGACUCUGGGGCCUCAUCUUCACUGUCACUUUCCAACCUUGUUGAGGAUGGCUUAUUGUCAGGCUCAAAAAGCCUCAAAUUUGCCCGAAUGGCCACCAAUGUUUCAACUCUUGUUCUGGUCAGCCUGUUGUGUGCUUUGGUUGUGUUCACAAACAAGGACCAGUUGUGCUCUGAGGCUGGGAUUUGGUGGGAUUUGGAGGAUGAUGGAGGCAAUGGGAAAGAACCUCAGAUCCACAAAGUCCCUUUGCACCAGGUGGCUGAUGGGAUAUGUUGGCACUACUGUCAUAUUGUAUCUCCAUCCCAAAGACUGUCUAACAUGAUGACAACACCACCCCAACUGGUGUUGCUGGGCAGCUUCAAUGUGGUGCUCUUAUUCUUCUCACUUUGCUUGGUGAGGUAGAUUGCUGCUAUAACUUGAUGACCCUUCACAUACUUAACCAUUUCCUUGGUUUUCGUGUAGUGUAUCCAUUGUUUACAGUGCCAUGAUGUCCUUGAGGAACAGAUUCAAUGCAUGAGCAGCACAGCCAAUGGGUGUGAUGUGAGGGUACAACUCCUCUACUUUAGACCAAGCAGCCUUCAUGUUCGCAGCAUUGUCUGUCACCAGUGCAAAUACCUUCUGUUGGCCAAGGUUAUUGAUGACUGUCUUCAGCUCAUCUACAAUGUAGAGACCGGUGUCUCUGUUUUCCCUUGUAUCUGUGCUCUUUUAGAAUACUGGUUGAGGGGUGGAGAUGAUGUAGUUAAUUAUUCCUUGCCCACAAACAUUUGACCACCCAUCAGAAAAGACUGGAAACAGCAGAAUUUUUAUGGAAUAUCUACAUAGGCGUACAGUCUCAUUAUCAGCAACCGUCAUUCCAAUGGCAUGUUGUGUUAGUUAUUCCAAAUGUAUCAUUUUAUAAAGCUAAUUGAUCAUUAGAAAACCCUUUUGUUAGCACAGCUGAAAACUGUUGUACUGAUUAAAGAAGCAAUAAAACUGGCCUUCUUUAAACUAGUUGAGUAUCUGGAGCAUCAGCAUUUGUGGGUUUGAUUACAGGCUCAAAAUGUCCAGAUUCAAAUAACUUUCUUCUGAAACUCGUCAGUCUUUUCUUGUUCUGAGAAAAGAAGGCUAUUCCACGUGAGAAAUUGCUAAGAAACUGAAGAUCUCCUACUCCCUUCACAGAACAGCGCAGCCUGGCGCUUACCAGAAUAGAAAGAGGAGUGGGAGGCCCCGGUACACAACUGAGCAAGAGGACAAGUACAUUAGAGUGGCUAGUUUGAGAAACACGCCUCACAAGUCCUCAACUGGCUGCUUCAUUAAAUAGUACCCACAAACACCAGUCUCAACUUCAACAGUGAAGAGGCGACUCUGGAAUGCUGGCCUUCUAGGCAGAGUUCCUCUGUCCAGUGUCUGUGUUCUUUUGCCCAUCUUAAUCUUUUAUUUUUAUUGGCAAGUCUGAGAUAUGGCUUUUUCUUUGCAACUCUGCCUAGAAUUCCAGCAUCCCGGAGUCGCCUUUUCACUGAUGAUGUUGAGACGGGUGUUUUGCUGGUACUAUUUAAUGAAGCUGCCAGUUGAGGACUUCUGAGGCGUGUGUUGGUCUUCAACCAGGUCCGGAGGGCCGCACUGAAAAUGUGUUCUAUUUCCUCGCCGUCAAAAUUUGCAAAGAAUAGUCCCUCUAUCCAUCGUUUCUGGAAUUUUGCAAUUCAAUUCCUGACUUGACUGAAUUGGUCCUCACUCCCACCAGAGCUGUUGGAGUGAUACAUGUGGGACAUGUUGCUGCUAGAGUCUGGCCACCGACCUGGUCCGACCAAGUCCUAUUGUGAAAUAAAUGUUAUAUUGAACUCAAAGCAAUUACAAUUCUACAUAAUGUUGCAUUAGCAUUGUGUAAAAUAUUAUUUCUAAGGAUAUCAAAUCAAAUUGUAUUUGUCACAUGCGCCGAAUACAACAGGUGUAGGUAGACCUUACAGUGAAAUGGAAUGAAAGCUGGCGUUGAUAUGCAGGAGAGAAUAUUAACAUGCUGAUACACUGAUUUGUUGAAGGACUAAACAUGCGAUGAUGAUGAUGGGUGUUCUCUGAGCUGGAGGCUUAUGGGUAUUGUAGUUGAGAGCUCUGUACCCUCAUGAACUGAACUUAAAUUGUGCAUCCAUUCUGUUUAGGAAAACAACCACUGCAGUCAUUUUACUACUCUAGUGUUGAUGUGUUAGAAAAGAAGACUGAAUAUAAAAACACUAAGUACACAAUCUAAUUUUCUGUUCUUUGUACAGUAACAUGCAAUAACUGAAUAAACCCAAAGUUCUUAUAAUCUC